Geodia barretti is the source of this 483-nucleotide messenger RNA. NCBI's taxonomy places the organism in Eukaryota, Metazoa, Porifera, Demospongiae, Tetractinellida, Geodiidae. The record is from the annotation of a GenBank genome assembly.
AUGGGUCGCGCGGCCGUGCCGUCGGGCGCAAGCACCGGUUCGCACGAGGCGGUCGAGCGUCGCGACGGCGACGCCGGUCGCUAUCGCGGUCGUGGUGUGCUGGACGCGGUGGCGUCAGUCAACGGAGAGAUCAAUGAAGCGCUGCAUGGUCACGACGCCCUCGAUCAGUUGGCCAUCGAUGAAGCGCUGAUCGCGCUGGAUGGCACGGAGCAGAAAUCGCGACUCGGCGCGAACGCGCUGCUCGCGGUCUCGAUGGCCUCUGCGAACGCAGCCGCCGAGGCGUCUCAGAUGCCUCUUUAUCAAUCGAUCGGUGGCGCCGACGCGGUCGUGCUCCCGGUGCCGCUGGCCAACAUCCUCAACGGCGGCGCUCACGCGGAUGAUGGCGCCGACUUCCAAGAGUUCAUGGUCGCGCCGAUUGGCGCCGACAGCUUCGCUCACGCUCUACGGAUGGUGGUUGAGGUCUAUCACUCGUUGGCGGCAUGA